Messenger RNA from Naegleria fowleri, 2424 nucleotides. RefSeq lists its product as uncharacterized. The transcript has 3 exons. The coding region runs from base 1 to 2424 and encodes 807 amino acids. Gene Ontology annotation, cellular component: nucleus. NCBI's taxonomy places the organism in Eukaryota, Heterolobosea, Eutetramitea, Acrasida, Naegleriidae. Gene Ontology annotation, molecular function: DNA binding. The record is from RefSeq and is a predicted model, not a curated record.
AUGGAAGCAUUAGAGUACAAGAAGCAACAUCCAUCGAUUUCACUUCGUCGUCUCAGACAAUUAUUUAACGUACCAAUUGCAACAAUGAGUAAACUUAUCAACAACAAAACACAAGUGGAUUCAGUUGUUGGAAGACAGACCUACUUUACAAUGCAAGAAGAAGAAGAAGAAUUGAAGAGAUGGGUUUUCGAGAUGGUCGAUCAUGGAUUUGCAGUGUCUUCUGAUUUAUUGAUAUUCAAGGCGCAAGAGAUGUAUCAAGUAAAAUAUAACACUAAAAAACGGAUCUCUUAUGGAUGGUAUCAAACAUUUAGAGAAAGACAUGCAGACGUUGUUAUGCGUUCACAAGACCACAUUUCCUUAAUGAGAAAAAAGAGUGAAAAUCCUUCCUUGGUUAAGCAAUUUUUUAGAGUAUUGGAAGAAUGUAUUGAACAUAAUCAUCUAUUACCUAAUCAAAUAUUUAAUUGUGACGAGACAGGUAUUGUUCGGACUAACAGUACGAAGUUUACACUUGCCAAAUUAGGAAGUCGAAAUGUGAGGAUCAAUGUUCCUUCAAACAGAGCUUUGUCUUCAAUCCUUGUAUGCUGCAAUGCUGCAAGAAAUGCUCUUCCUCCUUUCUAUAUUCACCCUGGAAAGUCGAUCAAGUUUGACUACUUUAAUAAUAAGAUCCCCGAUGCUUGUGUUGGAGUUUCAUCUAAAGGUUAUAUGACAGCCAGUUUAUUCAAACAACGGUUCCACCGACACUUUUUGAAACAUUGUGGUAGUCACAGACCUGUGUUAUUGUUAUUGGAUAGCCAUGCCAGUCAUGUCGAUUUGGAAGUUUUGAAAAUAGCAAAAGAUAAUAAUGUCAUAUUAUUUGCUCUUCCACCACACACCAGCCACCUUUACCAACCUCUAGAUGUUGCAAUAUUUCAUCCUCUUAAAUCAGCAUUUGCAAGAUUAACCAGUGAAUUCUUAACUACAAAUCCCAAUGGUGAACCCACCCACAAAUUUGUGGAAAUGUUAUACGACGCUCAUGAACAAGCUGUGAACAAGACAAAUAUUAUUCAUGGUUUCGCUGCUUCACGUAUCUACCCUUGUGAUGCAAAGCAAGGAAUUGCCAAAUUACAAAAACCUCAGAUACAAGAGCCCUCGUCACAACCCAGCCCAAUUUUUAAGGAAAUUUUGCAAGUCCCAUCUCAACCACCACUACAAAAGAUUAAUACUUCAGCAAGUGGUGAAAGCAUUAACUUUAUAUUGUCCUCCAAUGAGUUAUUGAAAUUGCUCAGAAAACUGUGGACAAGGAAGGAAAAAGAUAAACAAGAAAAAGAGGAGAAAAAACGUAAGCGUAUGGAACACAAAAAGGAAAAGGAAGAAGAGGAUGCAAAACGAAAAUUAUUGAAGGAACAGAAAGCUAAUGCAGUAUUUUGUCGUUGUCAUCAUGCGUGUUUGACAAACAAAUCAUGUCCUUGCAAAAGCGCAGGAAAAGCAUGCACUGAAUAUUGUUCUUGUAAAGCCAAGUGCGGAAACAUUAACACAUCAGAUACACCAGGCGUAUCAGCACCAUCUAAUUCCAAUCACAUGUAUGGUUAUGAAUCAACAAAUAAUGUUGUAGCAUCACAAUCAACAACCCCCUCUACUGAGCCCAUCACUAAUACCACACCGAAAAAAAGAAAGCAAGACGUUAUUGAUGUAGAUUCUGGUGAUGAGGAAGCAGCUCAAUGUUGUUUAGCUGUCAACAAACAUAUCACUUCCUGUGCAUAUCAACAUAACGCUUGUUCUCACAUUAUUCAAAUUAGUCACGCUAAUGGUGUGGUUAAAAUACCAGUGUGCAAACCAGAGCACUACAAAGAUCAGAAUUUUCUCAAAAUAAUUGAGAAACGAUUUCCAAUGGACGUAAAUGAUACAAGUGUUGGUGAAAGUGAAGAUGUUGAACAAGUAUUAUGCUCAGGCGGCACUUUAUGUAAUCAAGGUAUUAACAAACAACCCAAAAGCUAUGGUGGAUCAACUGUUGAUGAUGCAAUUACUAAAUUUUAUACUGAAAAACUGGAACUGUUAUCAAAUGAAAAAAUAGUAGCGGAUAAGGGAUUCAUGAGUUUAGUUAAUAAGGGCAAUUUAAUUCCACACAAGAAAUCGAGAGGAUAUUUAGAAGUUAGACAGAGAGAACAAAAUCGAUUCAUUGCAAAAAUAAGAAUAAUGAUUGAAAAUGCUAUCUGUCAUUUAAAGAAAUUUAAAUGUAUGUCAGAAAAAUUCAGAGCAAAAGGAUCAGCCGACGAAAUUUUGGAAAGUCAUCAUUUUCUUUGCAAAAUAGUUCUCUAUUUAAUAUACAAAUACAAAUAUACUUCUGGAAUUAGAGCCUAUGAAUCUGAUGAUGAUGAAGAUGAUAUUGGUGAUGAUGACACUAUGGAUUGUGAUGAUGAUGAGUGGGAAACAGAAACUGAUGAAUGA